CGUAAAUAUAAUGCAAAUGAGUUGCAAAACGUGUGGAUUAUGUGUUUGAAGGGUUAGUUUGAUUGAUAUAAAUGUAAACAAAAGUAAUCAUUGGUUUUGAUAUAAACUUACAAAUCAUUACAUAUUUGUUGUCAUUUUGAUUGCAAUCAUGUGUUAAAUAAAUUGAAGACAAAUACAACAACUGAAGACAUAGAUUGAGUUGAAGAUGACUUUCGACCUGAGGAUAGCCGUCGUCUGCAGCAGUAAUCAGAACCGAUCGAUGGAAGCGCAUAACAUACUCAGUAAAAAGGGAUUCAAAGUAAGGUCUUUUGGAUCAGGAAAUCAAGUGAAACUUCCCGGUCCUGCACAGGACAAGCCUAAUGUGUAUGAGUUUGGCACCACUUAUGAAGAGAUGUACAAAGACUUGUUGUCAAAGGAUAAAAAUUUAUAUACUCAGAACGGAAUCCUUCAUAUGUUAGACAGAAACAGACGAAUCAAGUCAUGUCCCGAACGCUUCCAAAUAUGUUACGAACAGUUCGAUGUCAUCUUCACUGUUGAGGAACGGGUUUACGAUCAGGUGGUCGAAGAGCUAUUGAUGCGAACACCGGUCGACAACACAGCCGUCCAUAUAAUUAAUAUCGACGUUCAGGACAACCACGAAGAGGCCACUAUCGGUGCGUUUCUUAUAUUAGAAAUGGCAGUAAUGAUGGCUCAGAGCAAUGAUUUAGACAAUGAUAUCGACGAACUCUUACAAGAAUUUGAACACAAAGCUGAGCGACCACUUCUGCAUACCAUUGCUUUCCAAUAGACUAACAAUAAUUUGUACAUAAUUUUAGUACACAUUAUUUAAUA
This is a messenger RNA of Oppia nitens, 831 nucleotides long. RefSeq names its product RNA polymerase II subunit A C-terminal domain phosphatase SSU72-like (gene Ssu72). Gene Ontology annotation, molecular function: RNA polymerase II CTD heptapeptide repeat phosphatase activity. Bases 206 to 787 code for a protein of 193 amino acids. The transcript is spliced from 5 exons. Gene Ontology annotation, biological process: termination of RNA polymerase II transcription. Lineage: Eukaryota; Metazoa; Arthropoda; Arachnida; Sarcoptiformes; Oppiidae. The record is from RefSeq and is a predicted model, not a curated record. Gene Ontology annotation, cellular component: mRNA cleavage and polyadenylation specificity factor complex; nucleus.